Molecule: messenger RNA, 2669 nt
Organism: Cryptomeria japonica (Japanese cedar)
Lineage: Eukaryota; Viridiplantae; Streptophyta; Pinopsida; Cupressales; Cupressaceae
Product: external alternative NAD(P)H-ubiquinone oxidoreductase B1, mitochondrial
Exons: 10
Coding region: 435-2243 (602 amino acids)
Molecular function (GO): calcium ion binding; NADH dehydrogenase activity
Source: RefSeq, a predicted model, not a curated record
GAACCCUUCCCGUAAAUGAACGCUCUUCACCCAGUGCAACAUGUAUGACGCGGCCAAGCUCCAAGUUAAAUUUCCUAAAACUGAAGAGACGCGUCAGCGUGGGAAGGAUGAAGGAAUGGAUUUUUUACUUUUUUCCAAUGUUCAUGAGACCGAGCAUUCUAUGGAGUGACGUGCGAUUCCGUUCCGUUCCUCGAUCACUAAUCGGCAUGGUCACGCGUCAAUCCGCCUCGUUUUGUGUUGACCACGAGAAGUCGCAGGGGUCAAAAUCUAGAAUUUUGAAUUGGAAUAGGAAUAGGAAUAGGAAGCUUCUGGUUUUCAUGGAAAUUGAAAUUGUUUUAUAGUCCAAACUGCCGGGCAAUUUGGUCUGGUUUUACAGAAAAAGAUUUAUCUAAAAAGGACAAGGGACAUCAGCACAUAACUUAGGCGGAUGUAAAAUGCCGAUAUCUCCAGCAGGUAUGUCUGUAUUGGUCGGAAGUAUUAAGCGGAGGAGCCAUAGUAUUUGCAGAUCCAGAUUAUUUUCAUCUCAACCAUCCAAACCGAGCCGGUUCUGGGAUCACCGCGCAUUUCUUCUGCUGGCGGCAGGUAGUGGUGGUCUUAUGCUUCUUGCAGAUUCUGCAUUAUCUCAAGAACUGAACCCAGCUGAAGGAUCUGAUAAAGAUCUCAAUAAAAAGAAAGUUCUUGUCCUAGGUACUGGAUGGGCUGGCACUAGUUUCUUGAAGAACUUGGAUUGUUCAAAGUAUGAUGUUCAAGUUGUUUCUCCCCGUAAUUAUUUUGCUUUCACUCCUUUGCUUCCAAGUGUGACAUGUGGAACAGUAGAACCAAGGAGCAUUUCAGAGCCAAUUCGAAAGAUUGUAAAACAUAAGAAGGAAGACGUUAGAUUCUGGGAAGCAGAGUGCUUGGAGAUAGAUUCAAAGCAGAAGAAAAUUCUCUGUUCUUCUAAUAUUGAUGCUGGCAAAGAGAAGGAAGAUUUUCUCUUGGAUUAUGAUUACCUGAUUAUUGCUGUGGGAGCAAGAUCAAACACAUUUAAUACUCCUGGGGUAGCUGAGUACUGCCACUUUUUGAAGGAAGUGGAGGAUGCUCAAAGAAUACGCAGGAGUAUAGUGGAUUGUUUUGAGAGAGCAAGCUUGCCUCAUUUAAGCAAUGAAGAAAGAGAAAGGAUUCUUCAUUUUGUAGUAGUUGGUGGAGGGCCCACUGGAAUUGAGUUUGCUGCAGAGUUGCAUGAUUUUGUUCAUGAAGAUUUGCUUAAGCUAUAUCCUUCAGUGAAGGAGUUCGUGAAGAUAACGGUCAUUGAGGCAGGGGAUCAUAUCUUGAACAUGUUUGAUCAGCGAAUCAGCAAGUUUGCGGCAAAAAAAUUUCAGAGGGAUGGUAUUGAUUUAAAAACAGGAUGUCCUGUGGUUGAGGUAACUGACAAAUACAUUAGCAUGAAUGAUAAAAAAAGUGGGAAGAAAUUAUCCAUCCCAUAUGGCAUGAUUGUCUGGUCUACUGGAAUUGGGACUCGUCCUGUUAUAUCUCAAUUCAUGCAACAGAUUGCCCAGACCGACAGGCGGGUUCUAGCAACAGAUGAAUGGUUGAGAGUUAAGGGAUGUAAUGAUGUAUAUGCACUUGGUGACUGUGCAACCAUAGACCAGCGAAAGAUAAUGGAAGACAUAUCCUACAUAUUCAAGAUUGCAGAUAAGGAUAAUUCUGGCACCUUAACCAUAGAGGAAUUUAAUGAUGUAAUAAAGGAUAUCCGGCUGAGAUAUCCUCAAAUAGAUCUUUAUUUGGAAAGACAGCGUAUGAGUAAUGCAACCAAACUGCUAGAAGGGGCAGCAGAAAGUGGACAUGAUAAGACAAUAGAACUCAAUAUUGAGCAGUUCAAGUCUGCACUCAGUCAUGUGGAUUCUCAAAUGAAGACGCUACCGGCAACUGCACAGGUUGCAGCUCAACAGGGCAACUACCUUGCGAAGUGCUUCAAUAAAAUGGACAAGUGUGAAGCUGAGCCAGAAGGUCCUUCACGUUUUAGGGAGUCAGGGCGUCACCGAUUUCGCCCAUUUCGGUACAAGCACUUGGGGCAAUUUGCUCCCUUGGGUGGUGAACAGACAGCUGCACAAUUACCCGGGGACUGGGUUUCGAUUGGCCAUAGCAGUCAAUGGCUUUGGUACUCUGUUUAUGCCAGCAAGCAAGUCAGUUGGCGUACAAGAGUAUUGGUAGUCUUUGAUUGGACAAAGAGGGUAAUAUUUGGAAGGGAUUCAAGUGGCAUGUGAGACACAUCAAAUUUCUAGAUCCAAAGAUGUUCAAUAUUUAAGCUUUUACCUUGUAAACUAUAAAUCCAUUCAUUCAGCUUAUAACAUUUAUCUUAUGAGCUAUUCAGGAGAUAAUAUUGUUUCCCUUUAUGUAGAAAAACAUUCUGUUCUUUUGUUUUGUAAAAUUAGGCUUCAUUAUGUGAAAAAGUUCUUGAAAUAUACAACUUUUUAAUAUGUCAAAAGUAUCUAGCUGAGUUAGACGGUAUGUGGCAUGAUUUCCUUGAACGUUUUGGACUCCCAAAUAACAAAAAUGAUAAAUUUGGCACAGCAAAAUAAAUAAACGAAAAUCAAUAUGCAAUUAUAACCACUAUCCUCACAUCUGGAGGUGGAUAUUUAUUGAUUUUUUAAUUUUUUUUUGAAAUUAUGGAAAUAUAUUAAGCACACCAA